GUGGUGAGAGAUGAAAUGAUAAAGGAACAUACACCUUUCUACUUGCUACCAUCUCAUUGUUCUUACUCUAUCUCUCUUCACGACAACACGCCAUCAUCAUCCACUGCGCUUUAUUAGGAUAUAUUUUCCAUUUAUGCGGUUGCUAUUUGCUUACACAGGCUGAAGGUGCUAGUGCCAAUAGCUGAAGAAUCAUUUGGUCAGACAGUGAGGGCCAGCCAUGGAAACAAAACCUUUACCAUCUGUUGCUGAAUAUUAUGCAGGCAAAUGCAUGUUUAUCACUGGAGCAACUGGAUUUAUUGGUAAAGUCCUCAUUGAAAAGUUGCUCAGAUGUUGUCCUGGUAUAAAGACUAUUUAUAUGCUAAUGCGACCGAAGAAAGGCCAAAGUAUUGAUGAGCGGUUCCAAGAUUUGUUGCACAGUCGUCCUUUUGACAAAUUAUGGAAAGAGCGACCAGACUUUCACCGUGUCUUACACCCAAUAGAAGGUGACAUUAUGGAAGAGAAAUUGGGACUAAAAGACAGAGAUAGUAAACUGCUAUCUGAAGAAGUAGAGAUUGUUUUCCACAGUGCAGCAACAAUUAGAUUUGAUGAACAUAUCAGGUUAGCAGUAGAAAUGAAUGUGAAGGCAGUGAGGAAAAUGAUAAUUCUGUGUCGGAAUUUUAAGAAACUUGAGGUAUUUGUACAUGUAUCGACAGCCUAUGCAAAUUGUGAUCGGCCUUUCAUUGAAGAAAAUAUCUAUGAACCCUUUGUAGAACCCCAGAAGAUAAUUGAUGCUUUGGAUUGGAUGGAUGACGAUAUGCUAUCAGCUAUAACCCCGAAACUUCUUGGCCAGAAACCCAAUACAUACACUUUCACGAAACAGUUGGCUGAAUAUCUGCUAUAUAAAGAAGGUUCAGAUUUACCAUUGGCUAUUGUUAGACCAUCAAUUGUGGGAGCAGCUUGGAAAGAACCACUUCCAGGUUGGAUUGAUAAUUUCAAUGGACCAAGUGGCCUCUAUCUUGCUGCUGGUAAAGGAAUUCUACGCUCUGUAAAAUGCGAAUUCAAGGCUGUUGCAGAUAUUGUCCCUGUUGACAUUCCAGUGAACUUGAUGAUAACAGUGGGAUGGUACACAGCCCUGGUCAAACCCCCUUCAAUUUUAAUUUAUCAUUGUACUACUGGUUCUGUAAAUCCAUUCACCUGGGGAGAAAUGGAGAGUAUUGUAUUGAACUUUUUCAAGAAAACUCCUUUAGAAGCAGCCUUUCGAAGACCCAAUGUUACCAUGACAAAUAACAGUUUUCUACAUGACUAUUGGGUAUUUGUCAGUCACAUGAUCCCUGCCUACCUUACAGAUCUGGGCUACAGCCUUUUGGGUAAAAAACCAAGAAUGGUAAAAAUUUACAACCGGCUGCACCGAACAUUGGGCAUACUGACAUAUUUUACCUGUCAGUCCUGGGAAUGGACAUUCAAUAAUCCAGAUAUGUUGAAGAACCAGCUCUCUUCAGAAGAUAGAAAAACAGGAGGUCCCAUCUUUGCAAUUGUAAUUCUUGGGAAAAGAAUCGGCAGUGUGGUUAUUUGCAAUUAUCUUAUUGUUGUGUUGGUUAAUGAAAGAGGCAAAGUUUUUGCAACAAGAAUAGCUGAUCUUAAGCAUUUUUCUAUUAAAUAUUCUAUAAAACUUAUGGUUAGCUUGAAAUUGUCUAGAGAGUAA
Octopus sinensis (East Asian common octopus) is the source of this 1681-nucleotide messenger RNA. RefSeq names its product fatty acyl-CoA reductase 1. Lineage: Eukaryota; Metazoa; Mollusca; Cephalopoda; Octopoda; Octopodidae. The record is from RefSeq and is a predicted model, not a curated record. Gene Ontology annotation, biological process: long-chain fatty-acyl-CoA metabolic process. Bases 218 to 1681 code for a protein of 487 amino acids. The transcript is spliced from 12 exons. Gene Ontology annotation, molecular function: alcohol-forming very long-chain fatty acyl-CoA reductase (NADP+) activity. Gene Ontology annotation, cellular component: peroxisome.